Messenger RNA from Prorocentrum cordatum, 1278 nucleotides. The record is from the annotation of a GenBank genome assembly. Lineage: Eukaryota; Dinophyceae; Prorocentrales; Prorocentraceae.
AUGAUUUUGGUUGGUAAGACGUAUGAGGAACGACUUCGUUGCUGCAAGGUGUCCCUUUCCACAGGUUGUGCACAAUAUGGCGUCGACAUGUCAAUGUUUCAGAACGAACUCCUGGUCGAUCGCUUGAUGGCAAUUGCGGAGAACAAGCUGCUGAACAUCCCGGACCAGGAGAAGGAGGCUCAGCGUCAGGUCAGCUUGCAUGCGAUCAGAGGAUUAAACGGGACAGUGAACAUGUCGACAUCGCCGCAGAUAUCCCAAGCCGAACUCCUGGUGGACCUUGCAAAGGACACGCUGCUUAGCUUCCCUGAUCUCGAGAAGGAUGCGCUGCGUCAGGGCAGCCUGGCUGCAACAGCUGGGUUCAACGCGACCACGGACAUGUCAGCGCUACCGCAGAUCUCCCAGACCGCCGUGCCUAUGGUAGGGGGCCCAGGGCUCUUCGGCGGCGCGCUGAUGGCCCUUCUCAUCGUCACAGCACUUCUUGCUUUGGGUUGUAGCAUCUGUUUUCUCAAGGGCCUUGAUCGGAAGCCGGCAAGCUCUCCACAACAGGCCAAGGAGAAUAAGAAGCUUGGCCGAUCGAGGCAUGCGCUUGGGUCCGCUUCCAGCCUUGGCGUGUCAGAGGGAAUGAUGAGGCCGCCCCCUUGUUCGGCUGCCUCCCUGGCCUCGGCACGCAGCUAUGCGUCGAGGGCCACCCGCGACUCGUGCGCUGGGAGACUGCUCUCUGCGAGGGUGCGCGGGCGGGACGUUGGUGGUUCUCCGAACGGCGCGGGCGCCCUAGGACUGGGCACGACGCCAGGGGGCGCACCGGCAACGAAGAUGUUCAGCUUCGAGGGGCAGCGCGCCAGCAUCAACAGCGCGCAGAGGCUCAACAAGGCGUGGUACACCCCGUCGCCGCAGGCCGGAGACAGCCGAUUUACGGUGCCGGUGGACACGCUGGUGAAUGUCGCUGCGCAGGGAGGCUUUGACAUCAAGGACAGACGUAGGCAGCGGCCUGGUCCUGCGAGUGAGCCUGCGCCGCAACGACGAUGGUCACAGAGUGUUGCAGACGUUCCAGGGUCUUCCACAUGUAGCUCAACGCCCCUGUAUGACCGUGGGCCCUCCCAAGCCACACUCGUCGAGCGACCCGGACAGCCUGGUCAUCUGCGGGCCGAACGGGCUGAUAUUCGGGAAUAUCAUCUUGCAGUGCACUGGGUCUUUCCUCGUGAGCGCACAAGGCCAGCCAUUUCUGCUGAUCGAAGGGAACGAAGCCGACCUGGACCUCCACAUCUCUACUAUACGUGA